AUGACCGCGCUUGACGAACACGGCGGGUUCUGGACUCUUACACCUGGGACUACAACAACAAAACAACCUCAAUGGAACCUCCUGCUCCCCUCGUCUCCCACAGCGCCCCACCCUUCCGCCCGCAGCUACCACAGCGCCACAAUCGACGGCACCUCUCAGAUCUUCAUCCACGCCGGCUGUGCUGCGGACGGCCGUCUGCGCGAUCUAUGGUCCUUCAAUGUCAACGACCGGACUUGGAGGCAACUGCCCAACGCCCCGGGACCGGCUAGGGGAGGAACGAGCCUGUGUUUCGCCGAGGGGAAAGUCUGGAGGUUUGGCGGGUUCGAUGGGAAGAGAGAAAUUGGCGGGUUGAUCGAUUUUUUCGAUGUCGAGCGAGGGGAGUGGGGAGACUCGGUUGAGUUUGUGGCGGAUGGGGUUGAGGGGCCGCGGGCGAGGAGUGUAGCUGGGUUUGUGCCUGUUGUUCUUGGUAGUGGAAAAUUGGUGUUGAUCGCGGUCUUCGGUGAGGCGGAUCCGAGUUCGCUUGGGCAUGAGGGCGCUGGGAAGAUGUUGGGGGAUGUUUGGGCGUUUGAGGUGGAGGGGAGGAGGUGGAUGAGGGUGGAUGGUACUACGAGCACUUCUCAAAGGCCGGCUCCGAGAGGAUGGUUUGGUGCUGCUGCUGUUGGUCAAGGUCGUUUGGCUGUGGUUGGCGGUUUGGGAGAGGAUAACGAGAGACUUGGGGAUGCUUGGACUCCCGACACUAGAGGCAGAGUUAGGGUCAGAGCAGCACGAAGCUUCGGUCCUGUCGCCGUAGGAGCACGAGGCCUUCAGAUCAUCAGCAGUGGCGGCGCUGGCGGCUGUCAAAGAGAAAACCUGUCAGCGGGUUCUACUGUUGCCUACGAGACCAGUCCCGUCGGGCACGCAGCAUUGUGGGAUCGAGUAGAGCAGGGCGAAGCUGGCCAUUGCGACGAUGCUGAGGAGGUUGGAGGAGAGCAUCUUGAAGGCAGUAGAGAAAGAUCAAACAGUCAGUCGGCAAGAUGGGUACAUGUAGGUCAAAGGCUUCAAAUACAGAUCGCACAAGCACACUCUCUCGUCGUCAGCAAGACGGCGUUUGCGUGUAUGGAACAAUUCGAAUUACUCGGCGCUGCGCUUUGUUGCGUUUCUGCUCAUGGCAGAUGGCAGUUGGAAUGUCUUGAAGCUUGGGCUUGUUCGCUCGGCAUGUUUUGUUGGUCGCCUGGGGGCGCUUUCGAAACGUUGGUUGCUGCUAGUGGAAUUAUUUGUGUGGAAGAAGCUGUUCGUACUUCAAACGCAUCUAUCGUAGAAAGCAUAAUGAUGUGGAGGAGCCACAGUAUUGAUGCGUUGGAAAGUCAUCGUCGUGCAGUGGUUCCAAGCCUCGCGCCAACCGCCGGGGUCCAAACCUCGUGGGUAACCUCGCAUCUAGGAACAAGCGGAAAGGUGUAUCGUCAACCGAAGCCGCUUCCUAAGCCAUCGUUACCGGCAUUGGGAAUACCAAAGAAUUCGAACCAGUCGCCCACAUUCAAAGUUGUGGGAACGAUGGGACCGCUGACAUGCCAGAUGACAUUUGCUGGUGCUCCAUCGGCAUGCCCGACUGCGGUUGCGCCUGCAUGUGUGGAGCGAAUUGUGAUGGGUGUUGAGGUGGCGGUUGCUGCCUCAAAGCUGGAUCAACCAUGUUUUGAUUCGGACUCUGUAGAGGGAAAAGACCUUGCGAGUGUGCAGGAAAAGGUCUGGCGGCGUGCCUGGGAUAGAGUAAGGCAUGAAAGGGGUUGUCGGGCGAGUGUUGCUGCGAGAUGCACCCAUGAAAGCAUCCGUGGCCUUCAUUUGUGGGGCGUCGUUAGUCGUGGAAAGCUGAGGGAUUUGUUGU
Scutellospora calospora is the source of this 1858-nucleotide messenger RNA. The record is from the annotation of a GenBank genome assembly. Lineage: Eukaryota; Fungi; Glomeromycota; Glomeromycetes; Diversisporales; Gigasporaceae.